GAGCCGCGCGAGCUCUGCGCUGGUACGUUUCUACUGCUCUAAUCCGAAUCCCAAUCCCCCGUGAGUCCGUGACCGUUCCAUUUCAGCUCUCCUCCCUCACCUCACCCUCGUCGCCUCGCCUGCUCCGGAGACGGUUCCAGCGCCCGUCUUACUUGCUAGGUCCCAAACAUCCAGAGAUGGCAGCUUUCACAUCUCCAGUUCUCUGCAACUUCAUGACCACCCCACAGAACCUGCUGCCUUCACCGAACAACAGCACAAAACAACCCCUGCAUCUGAGCUUUUCAAGGAGCAUGCCUACACUGCCUGGCUUCAGAGCAGCAUCCCGAGACAUUCGCGUCGCCGCCGUCUACAAGGUGAAGCUCGUCGGCCCCGAGGGGCAGGAGAGCGUGAUCGACGUGCCGGAGGACAGCUACAUCUUGGACGCGGCCGAGGAGGCUGGUGUGGACCUGCCUUACUCCUGCCGCGCCGGCGCGUGCUCGACGUGCGCCGGCAAGGUCCUGGAGGGCGCCGUCGACCAGUCGGACCAGUCGUUCCUCGACGACGCUCAGGUCGGUGCCGGGUACGCGCUCACCUGCGUCGCGUACCCGACGUCCAACUGCGUCAUCCACACGCACAGGGAGGCUGACCUGUACUGAGCCAGUAGUCCCAUGCACGCAUCACCCACUUCCAUAGCUCCAUUCAAAUUCAAUCUUGAGUGCUUGGCGAUGUGAUUCGCACUUGUGCUUGUCGUUACAGCUUAGCUAGGACUACUUAAUCGUCGUCGCGCACUUGAUUUGGCAUGAGCAAGCGUACGCUUUUCUUCU
This is a messenger RNA of Phragmites australis (common reed), 803 nucleotides long. Its product is annotated as ferredoxin, root R-B1-like. Lineage: Eukaryota; Viridiplantae; Streptophyta; Magnoliopsida; Poales; Poaceae. The transcript is spliced from 2 exons. Bases 177 to 635 code for a protein of 152 amino acids. The record is from RefSeq and is a predicted model, not a curated record. Gene Ontology annotation, molecular function: electron transfer activity; 2 iron, 2 sulfur cluster binding. Gene Ontology annotation, biological process: electron transport chain.